AAAGCAUUAAAAAUAUCAUUAACUGCAAACAAAAUAAAAAUUAAAUGUCUAAACAAAUUUGAAACUUGCUUAGUUGGUCCACCUCUUCCUGCAUAUGAAGCACACACAGUUUAAAUAGCGCGUAGGGAGUGGCCUAUUGCUCUCACUCUCAGAGAAAAAAGAAAAAGGGCCCUACGAAUACACAUUUCUUACCAAACCAAAUUACAGAGAGUAAGAGAGAGAGAUUUUUCUCUUUCUCUCUUUCUCUUCUUUUUCCCCUCGUUUCGUUUCUUUGUUAAUAUCUCCCCGUCAACCAUGGACUCUCCGAGGUACCACCAAGAGCACCACCACCACCGCGGCGGCGUGAGUCUUGUUCCUUCGCCACGCCACAGUUUGAGUUCUUCAAACAGCAGCAGCACCAGCAGCACUAGCAGCAACAACAAUGGACUCCACCACACCCAAUUGCUGUCACCUCUGACUCCGACCGCGGCGGCUGCUCAAUCUCCGACAUCAUCGUACCCUCCGAAGCCCGUGACCAGAUCCGAAUCCGCCAACCCGUACCCGACAACCUUUGUCCAAGCCGACACCACCUCCUUCAAGCAAGUCGUCCAAAUGCUAACCGGAUCCACCCAAACCGCAAAACAAGCCUCAGCCUCGGCCUCUGAACCUGCAAAACCCCACACUCACAUCCCACCCAUCAAAAAACAAACGGGUUUCAAGCUCUUCGAACGAAGAAACUCGCUCAGCAAGAAUCUCAGCAUCAACCCUCUCAACAACGUCGUCGUUUCGUCUUUCUCGCCGAGGAAACACCACGAGGUUCUCUCUCCCAGCAUCCUCGACUUCCCCGCGCUCGUUCUCAGCCCCGUCACGCCCCUCAUACCCGACCCCUUCAACCGUUCCCGUUCCCUCAACGAAAACGGCGCCGGUAUGGUUAUGGACACAGCCGAAGCUACUGAAGAGAAAGCCAUCAAGGAGAAAGGGUUCUUCUUGCACCCUUCUCCCGCGUCCACUCCUCGCGACGAAAAGCCUCGUCUUUUGCCCCUCUUCCCCACCACCACCGCCGCCGCCGCGUCCCCAGGUCGCUGCGUAUUUCAGAGGAUUUUAAUUUACUCCACUUCGUUUUGCACACUGUCAAACCCUUCAAUUAAUGCCGAAUUUGAAUUAUGUGAUCGAAUUCAGUUGCUUCCGCUUGAGGGCAAUGAUGAUAAUGAAACGUUAUACCUAAGUGCAGUCCUUGCAGAGUGGUAGGGAUGAGAAUUAUGAAACUUGGGUUUGUGAGAGAGAGAGAGAGAGAGACUUACUACUACAUGGGAUGGCAAAAGAAAAGCAGUGUUGGGUUGGGCGAGCUGUCAAAGAAAGAGUAGAAGAAUGGGUAAGGAAUCUUGACCCUUUUUGUUGUCUUUCCGAGUGAGGGGAAGGUGCCAACAAGAGAUGCAGGCAUUCAGUUCAGGGCAUUCUAGGUGUGUGUGUGGAAGUGCUUUGUGCCUCUCUUCCCCAAGCACAACAGGGCGCAGGCUAACACCCCCAAGGACAAGGUAGAUCCACACAUCAUGUGUUUCCCUUGUCAAAACGUUGAAAACAAAUUCACCCUUGUGUAAUAAUUAAGGUUGUCUUGCUUAUUUUUAGGACUAAAUUUGAUAUAAUGUUUCUUAUUGUUAUUUAAUUAAAAUGGGUACCCUUGUGGAUCAAUCUGACAAGGUUAUUUCAGUUUUAUUAGUAGUUUUGAGUUCAAGUUUUAGGUAUGUAGUCAUGUUAAUUAAGAGUUUUAUCAUUCAUAAUAGUUGUAUCCGCUUGAACAAAAUUGUCUUCGGUAGAGAGGAUAUAUAUGGUCUCUUAAAAAA
This is a messenger RNA of Glycine soja, 1820 nucleotides long. Its product is annotated as VQ motif-containing protein 4-like. The transcript has 2 exons. The record is from RefSeq and is a predicted model, not a curated record. NCBI's taxonomy places the organism in Eukaryota, Viridiplantae, Streptophyta, Magnoliopsida, Fabales, Fabaceae. The coding region runs from base 295 to 1227 and encodes 310 amino acids.